Messenger RNA from Phragmites australis (common reed), 788 nucleotides. Its product is annotated as pentatricopeptide repeat-containing protein At5g48910-like. Gene Ontology annotation, molecular function: zinc ion binding; RNA binding. Lineage: Eukaryota; Viridiplantae; Streptophyta; Magnoliopsida; Poales; Poaceae. Gene Ontology annotation, biological process: RNA modification. The record is from RefSeq and is a predicted model, not a curated record.
AUGUCGAACAUGUAUGCAUCAUUGGGACGCUGGAAGGAUGCAGCAAUGAUUCGAAGGCACAUGAAGGAUAGAGGGAUCGAGAAAACUCCAGGGUGUAGUCUCAUUGAGCUGGAUGGGGUGGUCUUCGAGUUCUUUGCUGAAGACAGUGAGCACCCCCAGUUGAAGGAGAUAUACGCGAAAGUUGAGGAGAUGAUUGACAAGAUCAGGAUGGCUGGGUAUGUCCCAAAUACAGCUGAUGCAAGGCUAGAUGUUGAUGAGUGUGAGAAGGAAUUGUCUGUUUCCCAUCACAGUGAGAAGCUGGCUAUUGCGUUUGGCCUGAUGAAGUUGCACCCUGGUGCAACAAUUCGGUUAUCGAAGAAUCUGAGGGUGUGCACGGACUGCCACUCAGCCACGAAGUUGAUUUCGAAGGUGUACAAUAGGGAGAUUGUUGUUCGAGACCGGAGUAGAUUUCAUCAUUUCAGGGAUGGUUCCUGCUCCUGCAAUGAUUACUGGUGAUACCAGUUCUCUGUAUUGUGCUGAAGAUCUUUCUUUUAGAUGAGAAUGGACACCAGGCACACCUGCCCGGCUGCCCCAUUUGAGGGGAGAGUGGAGGAUAUAUUGACAAAGUAACCUGUAAAUACAGGACAGUUGUUAGCGUAUAAAAAAAACUGCUAGCCUUCCAUCAAGUUGUUCUUCAACUUUAAGUGUAGGGGAGUGUAGGGGAGAGUGGAAGGCAUAUUGACAUAAUUAUGAAGCUAGUGUCUGAUUGUGUACAGAGUAUACAGUGCUCUGCAUGAAUUCCAAUAAGA